UUCUAUUUUUAGACUGAUUGACAUGACAAUCCACGAUAUAAACAAACAAUCUGAUAUUCUCUCAGUAUUAAGCUUUUGUGUUGCUUCCUAAACUCAUUUCUCGAAGAUGCCAAAACUGAAGGUGGUCAUAGUUGGAGAUGGUGCAGUGGGGAAAACAUGUUUUCUCAUUCGAUUGAGCACCAAUUCAUUCCCCAGUGGAUACGUCCCUACUGUGUUUGAUAACUUUAGCAGCGAUAUUAUGGUGGACGGAAAAUCAGUCUCAGUGUCGCUAUGGGAUACACCCGGCCAAGAAGACUAUGAUAGGAUCCGCCCACUUUCCUAUCCCCAGACGGACAUUUUCCUGAUUGCAUUUUGUGUUAAGUCCCCAACUUCAUUUGAAAGUUCAUUUGAAAACAUCAAAUAUAUGUGGAUACCUGAAAUUCGUCAUCAUUGUCCGAACACACCUGUGCUGCUACUGGGGCUCCAGUGUGACCUCAGAGGUCAAGAGGUCAAUGGUGACUACACUGAUGUCCCCCGCGAAGAUGCUCUGCAACUGGCAAAAGAUCUUGGAGCGGUGGGUUACUAUGAGACCAGUGCCCUCACAGGAGCUGGUGUGAGGGAGGCUAUUGACGCUGGUGUGAGGGCAGUGCUAACAAGAGCAGGGAGGAGACGUAGAUUCGUACUACCAUGGAAACGACACUCCAAAUCAGCCGAACAAUCAUCCGAACAAUCAUUUUACACAAAUAUCAAUGAACCCUCCCCGCCCCCUCAAAUGCCCGCAAUAAAAGUCCAAACUUCAACGUUUUCCUCUGAUUGGGAAAAAUCGAUAAACAACCCAUCUCAUUCAGACGUGGUCUUAAGACUGGAGGGCAAGACGUAUCAUGCCCAUCGCUAUGUGCUGGCAUCUGCUUCAGAUCUGUUUAGACAGCUGUUCGGGGUGACUCAGGAAGUUAAGGUUGAUAGUCUGUGUGAUGGGUGGGACAAGGCACGACUAAAGAAGGUUACUGUGGAGACGGUCAACUCGAGGCAGUUGGAGGGAAUGCUUCACAUUGAAGACAGACCUGACUCGGACGGUAAACAGCUGACGGAGAUGGCCUUUGACCCCUCUGUGGUGACGGAGCUGGCGCUAUCUCGUGCCCUAGCAUUCCUCUACACUGGAGUGGUGGAACUAGACAAAGAGAGCGAAGGUUUCGACGAAACAAUCAAGAUUUCUCAGCUGCUGAAUUUUCCCGAGUUGGAGCUCAUGUGUGAGAAUGCUCGUAAAGGGGAGGAGUCUCUGAAUCCGAAAAUUAUAACGUGGUUGAACGAACGACAUGCCAGUGUCACUAAGCAACUAUUUCUCAACAAGGGAUUGUUCUCUGACGUAUGUUUCCUGGUGGAGGGUGUGGUUGUCCCCGCCCAUCGACUAGUACUGACCACACGAUGUGAGGUCAUGUCGGCCAUGUUGUCUGGAGCCUUCCAUGAGAGCACAGCUACCGAGAUAUCCAUACCUGAUAUUCCAUUGGACACGUUUGUGAGUUUCCUAGAGUACCUGUACACUGACCACGCCCCCAUUGAGGAGGGGGACUCUAUAGGAAUAUUGGAGCUGGCCAACAGAUACGUGAUGAGUCGGCUCAUGUCACUCUGUGAACUGUAUAUCUCCAAGCAUGUGGAGAGGGCCACAAAAGAUUCCAUUGCAAAGGCAAACGUCGACAUUAUAGGAAUCCUGCUCUCCUCACAGCUGCACAACGCGUCUCAGCUCAGCACUUGGUGCCUCCAUUUCAUCUCAAACAAUUACGCUGAUUUUGAGGAAAAUGAACAAUUCCUGCAAUUGGACCAAGACAACCUCUCUUAUGUGGAGGAGCAUCGAUGGCCACCUUACGAGGCCGCUAUGAACGAGUGUAAGGCCAAGUACCUCGAUACUGAGGGGGAGGAGUCAGGUGACCCCUCCGCUACUACAGAUGACCCCCCCAGGACAGCGGACAAUGGAGCAGCUGUCAAGAGCCACAAGAGACGAGGACUCUCUCGACUGUUCAAAUAGUCUGAAAAACUGUCACUCUGUUUGUGUUAGAUGCCAUUGAUUUUUAUUCCAUGCAGUCACUUCUUUUCCUUUUACUAUAGUGUACAAUUUAUGAGAAAAUGCUCCAUUCGAUAA
This is a messenger RNA of Halichondria panicea, 2113 nucleotides long. Its product is annotated as rho-related protein racA-like. The transcript is spliced from 11 exons. Gene Ontology annotation, biological process: small GTPase-mediated signal transduction. The record is from RefSeq and is a predicted model, not a curated record. Gene Ontology annotation, molecular function: GTP binding; GTPase activity; protein binding. Bases 107 to 1999 code for a protein of 630 amino acids. NCBI's taxonomy places the organism in Eukaryota, Metazoa, Porifera, Demospongiae, Suberitida, Halichondriidae.